Molecule: messenger RNA, 2099 nt
Organism: Asterias rubens (European starfish)
Lineage: Eukaryota; Metazoa; Echinodermata; Asteroidea; Forcipulatida; Asteriidae
Product: Golgi-associated plant pathogenesis-related protein 1-like
Exons: 4
Coding region: 260-763 (167 amino acids)
Cellular component (GO): extracellular region
Source: RefSeq, a predicted model, not a curated record
CAUAACAGACCUCACAUAGCUUUGGUGUCAACUUCCCACUAGCUCGAGCUGUGUUGACACGUACUCUAAAAAGUGCCCUAUAAUACCACGUAAUUAUUGUGGAAGCUGUUUCGGGAUCAGUGUGCCUUCAGGACACACGCGCAUUAGCUAACGGACGUGUAUAGGAGAUCAAACCAAGUCGGGUCAGUUGGUAUACUGGUAUCGUGUGGAGUGCACUACCUCGCUGCUUCUAAAGUUCUCUACCAACACAGGAAAGACAAUGGGAGGUUGCUUCAGCGGUGGAUCGACCGGACCAAGCGGUUACAAAUCAAAGUUCAAACGAGACGCCCUCAAGGCCCACAACAAGUACAGGUCCAUGCAUGGCGCCCCCAACAUCAAGAUGAAUGGCAACGUCAGCAAAUACGCGCAGGAGUGGGCCAAUAAGCUGGCAAAGAAUGCGCAGCUUCAGCACAGAUCGGAGCACAAGUACGGAGAGAACAUCUACUGGGGAAGCGACUCUAGAGGACUGGAGGAAAUGACAGGAGACAAAGCAGUCAAGUCUUUCUAUGAUGAAAUCAACAGAUAUAACUUCAGCAGCGGAGGCUUCUCCUCAGGAACAGGUCAUUUUACGCAAGUUGUAUGGAAACAAUCCAAAAGUCUCGGCAUCGGUGUGGCAGUUAAUCCUCGUAACCAAAAUGAAGUCUUCGCUGUGUUCAACUACGAUCCCCCUGGGAACGUGAGCGGGAAAUACAAGGAGAAUGUGCUACCAAGCAAGAAACGAUAAGAACAAACAAUUUGGCGGGAAAUGUCAGUUGACAAAGACCGCUAGAAGUGUCGAUUGUAGAAAGCCUAAAGUACGUCUACUUUAAAGGCACUGGACACCUUUGGUAAUAUUAAUUUUUGUCAAAGACUCACUUGGUGUAUCCCAACAUAAUGCAUUAAAUAACUAAUCUUUGAAAAGGUUUGUCAUUGAAAUUGCAAGAAAAUACUAAAAAGAGAAAAACAAAAUUGUUGCACAAUUGUUUGCUUUCAAAUGCCCAAUAAAGGAGUCAAGCCUGAGAUCUUUUAAUUUGAGUGAGAAUUUACCUCUUUCUCAAAAACUACGUUACUUCAGAGGGAGCCGUUUCUCACAAUGUUUUUCAACAACUCUAUAAUUAUUGCUCUUUAAUUACCAAAAUACAUGUUAUGCUAACAAUUGUGUUGAGUAAUAGUGUCCAGUUCCUUUAAAACAAUUUUCACUUUUUUAAGGACAGAGUUCCGCUUUCUAAACUUUCGUAAAAUUGUUCACUUAUUUUGGAAACAAAAUAUUUGAUUGUGUAUUUCUUUAAACCGCCGCUUUCAUUGUUAGUAUAAAAAACACUGUGGCCAAAAGUACAGUUGCUUCGAAAACUGUUAGCACAGUAAUUAUACCAUCCAUUCCUUGCAAUAGUAUAGAGGGCGUGCUUCUUAUCACAGCAGUAACGGUAGUUGGGAUAAAUCUUUCUUUUUAAAACCCUCUUUUCAUGUAUAUAAUAUUUUUUAUAAGUUGUCCACGAAUAAUAAUUAUUGUAAUGCAUGUGAUUUAUUUCUAGUCAAAAGAUAUCUCAGUGGGUUUGAAAGCGUUACAAGCGCAAAUCACAACUGGAUUUAUGUAAUAACUAUGUUUGUCAAAACUUUGGAUUGAAUGUGAUUUUCUAAAUAAUGAUUAUCGUUUACUUAAAAUUUUAUUGGACUAAUUCAUAGAUAAAUUCUUUUCAUUUUGUUGUUCACUUGCUUUCAACGACAUUGCGCAUACUUAUCGAUAUUUUAUUAUCAGGACAAACAGAGCUGCCGAGGCACAACAAUGCGUAUCCGAAGAAUAAAGGUAACAUGGUAACAUGAACAAGUUGUGAAUGGUGCUCAUUUCUGCUAAGCUAACAAAUUAAUGUUUGUACUAUUUUCUGCUUAAAGCUCAAUGUCGGAAUAGUACCGAGACUUAGUUUCCCCUCGUUUACUCAAGUUUCCUCUAUCGGAUUUUCAAGCUGGGGUUUUGCUUUUGAACUAGCCCUACUAUUAAUUGUUCACACAUAUUUUUUAUUAUAAAAUAAUGUUAUACAUGUCAGUAAAGUCAAUAAAAUUUAAGGUGUGCCAUGAUACCCAAA